CGCCAUUCAUUCUUUUGAGUUGCUUUUUCGUUUUACGAGUCCGUAUUGAGCACGAUUUGUCAUCGAGAUCGACGCAACAUCAUCGCGUAAAACUAAUUACGUAGGAACGGCUGAAACAAAAGUCUGCGCGGCGAGGGCCCAGCUGGCGCCAAGUGAAACUCUCGUGCCCGUCUGACGUGAUCCAUCUGCGAGAUCGUAUCGUGCCAGUGAUGGUUUUGCUUUCCUUUUACGUUAUCGGAAACUUUCGCUCGUGUGCCUGAUGGUGGAACUAUGUACGAAUAGCAGACUAUACGAGAGGGAGGACUCAGCAUGGGGGCAUUUUUGAACAAACCGGAGACGAAGAAGUACAACGAGAGCGGGGAAGGGAACGGCUUGCGCUAUGGCGUGGCGUCGAUGCAGGGCUGGCGUGUGGAGAUGGAGGAUGCGCACCACGCGCAACUUACACUCAACGGGACGCUGUCGGACUGGUCCUACUUCGCGGUGUUCGACGGGCACGCGGGCGCGAGGGUCUCUGCGCACUGCGCCGACAACCUGCUCGAGUGCAUCUUGCAGACUGACGAGUUUCGGCGUGAGGCGAUCGCCGACGCCAUUCGCGCCGGCUUCCUUGACCUCGACAAGAAGAUGCGCGAGCUGCCGGAGCUUUCCAACGGCGAGGAAAAGUCCGGUUCUACGGCCGUCUGUGCAUUCGUGUCCCCCAAACAGAUCUACAUAGCUAACUGUGGUGAUUCUCGAGCAGUUCUCGCGCGGAACGGCGCGCCGAUCUUUGCUACGCGUGAUCACAAACCAGAAUUGCCAUCUGAGAAGACUCGUAUAGUUCAGGCUGGCGGUUCUGUCAUGAUACAACGUGUGAAUGGCAGUUUAGCUGUGUCAAGGGCUCUGGGGGACUAUGAAUACAAGAAGGUGCUUGACCGAGGGCCAUGUGAGCAGCUGGUGUCUCCCGAGCCAGAGGUGUCAGUGCAUGAGAGGAAUGAGACAGAGGAUGAGUUCUUGGUGCUGGCGUGUGAUGGAGUGUGGGAUGUGAUGAGCAAUGAGGCGCUGUGUGCGUAUGUGCACUCACUGCUGCAACUCACUGAUGAUCUGGUGCAGAUCACUAAUCAAGUCAUCGACACCUGCCUCUAUAAGGGGAGCAAAGACAACAUGAGCAUUGUGCUCGUGGUGUUCCCGGCGGCGCCCAAGCCGAGCGCGGAGGCCCAGCGCGCCGACCGCGAGCUCGACGACACGCUGCGCACGCGUAUCACAGCUCUGAUCGAGAAGAGCGCGGGGCUCGAGGAGCGCGAGGACUCCGGCAGCCACUUCUCGUGGGUGCUGAAGCAGCUGGUGCAGGAGAACAUCCCCGGCCUGCCGCCCGGCGGGGGACUCGCCGCCAAGCAAGCGCUGCUGGACAAGAUAUACAGGGAGUUCUACCCGGAGCACGCGGACAGCUCGGAGACGUUCGACUGCACCGCGGAGCUGACCGACACGUUCCAGUCCAACUGAGAGCCGUUUUGUAAAUAAGCCUCGGCGUCCGCGGCCGCCGCGGGCCUCGACGGACCGGGCGCGGUCGCAGCACCGCGUCGCCUGCGCCCACCUUGUAUAGAUCCUCUCCAAUUUUCGGCCGCAUUAUGUUUUCUUUCGUAGUUUAGACUUUCAUUUCGUGUUACUUAUUGGCCGUUCAUAAAUGUCAUAAUAUUAGAUGUGUAAAAUAGAGAUUCGAGUAAAUUAUGUAAAAAUACUAAAUUCUACACUAGUGAUCGUUAUCGGUAGACCUCUUUAUUUUGUGAUGUCUUUUUUAUAUUUCACAAUCCGAUUUGGCCAGUCGUAGUCUUCGCGCCGUUUGACGCGCUGACGCCCGAACGACCGUGUCGAUGUGAUUCUCGUCGAUACCUUAGUUCCUCUUUGUACAUAAUUCUAUCUUUCACCUCCAUAGUCAUCGUUCAAAUCGUUAGUCACUCGCGUCAUAUUGAUUUAUUAGCUUAAAUAAUUCUUAAUUGGGAUUCGGAAUUUUAUGGGGUUUUGUUAUUUUUAUUUGUUCCCAAAAGUGCUGUACGUACUUCAUUUUCAUUUUCGUAGUGUAGAAUUAAUUGGCGCUUCUAAAAUCUUAAUUGUACGCAUCGUCCUUUGAUUUAUGUCUCCCGAGUUUUUUUAUAAUCGCUUUGUACUUAGAAGAACUAAUCUACGUUAUUUAGCACUCGCGAUGGUUAUCUUCGAUCGCGUGGCGUCGUCGCCACGACCGUGCAAGCGUUACCGAGCAGUCUGAUCCGAUAUAUCAUUGUGAACGAUAUUGUUACCAAACUGAAAAGAAAUGACGGCGACCUUUCUAACGACAAAAAGUUUAUUUCUUUUCCUCUUGUAAAUAAACGAGAAUAAAAUGAGAUACUUUUGUACCUGUUCGAGCGGAUCGGAAUGAAUACUUGAGGACGGCAUUAUUAGUUGGUCGGCCGGCGAACCAGCGUCACUGCGACGCCGCCGGAUGCAGCUGACCUGUUCAGUACAAUCUACAUAUUCGCUGAAAUGUUGUCGUAGUCUGAAGUGAAGAUGCAUGGCGUAACUCCGGCCAUUAUUUUGUGUCCUAGUUGUAACUGCCGUGGACGAAUGUCGACUACCAAAGCUGUAGUGGUCAUGUGUUCCUUUGGUCUG
This is a messenger RNA of Hyposmocoma kahamanoa, 2616 nucleotides long. It is a transcript of the gene alph, whose product is annotated as protein phosphatase 1B. Gene Ontology annotation, molecular function: manganese ion binding; protein serine/threonine phosphatase activity; magnesium ion binding. Gene Ontology annotation, biological process: protein dephosphorylation; negative regulation of stress-activated MAPK cascade. The transcript has 4 exons. The record is from RefSeq and is a predicted model, not a curated record. NCBI's taxonomy places the organism in Eukaryota, Metazoa, Arthropoda, Insecta, Lepidoptera, Cosmopterigidae. Bases 310 to 1476 code for a protein of 388 amino acids. Gene Ontology annotation, cellular component: nucleus; cytosol.